AGCCACCGCAGAUCCAACGCACACGCAAACACUCGCACAAAGACAAGAUGAAACCAACAAGAUAAACUAGUCCAACUCCAAACCUCGCCCCCCAAAAGCCUUAAUACACAAGCCAAUUGGCUGGGAUACCAAGUGAAGCAGGUUGAGCGGCACACCUGGUGCAAGUUUGGAGCACACGGACGAUUAGAGACAGCUUAACUAUACGAGCAGUAGUAUUUCUGCGUCCGCCGGGAAAUAAUCCAUCAAAAAUCCACCUCGACUAACCAGAGACGCACUAGGCAUACCUCAACAGCAGAAUGCUUGAAACGAUUUGAAAUGUGACACGACAGAAAUGGACGACAAGCUCGCUCUGGUGUUCGACAAUGGUUCCGGCAUGAGCAAGGUCGGUUUCGCUGGAGACUACGCCCCUCGAUUUGUCUUCCCAACUGUCGUGGGUUACCCCAAAGACUCGGCUACGGCGACGGGCUCUGCUCCUGUCGUGGGCGCUGAGGCCCAGACCAAGAGGGAAAUCCUGAAUCUGAAGUACCCCAUCCAACGUGGCAUUAUCACCAACUGGGACGACAUGGAGAAAAUCUGGCAUCACUCCUUCUACAACGAGCUUCGCGCGGCCCCCGAGGAUUGCCGUGUCCUGCUGACCGAGCCGCCGCUCAACCCCAAGGUCAACAGGGAGAAGAUGACGCAGAUCAUGUUCGAGACUUUUAACACAUCUGCCAUGUAUGUGGCCGUCCAACCUGUCCUGUCACUGUUCCUGUCGGGUCGUACCACAGGUAUCGUCGUAGACUCUGGUGACGACGUCACUCGCGUGGUGCCCGUCUACCAGAGCCAGGUGAUCCCCGAUGCCAUCCUCUGCCUGGAUCUGGCCGGCAGAGAGCUGACCGACUACCUGAUGAAGCUCAUGACCGAGCGAGGCUCCAGCUUCCCCACCACCGGUAUCAGCAACUUCCUUUUAGCUUCAGCAUUUGCGCUUCAACGAAAAUCGUUUUUUUUUCCCACAGGUCAGCGUGAGAUUGUGAAAGACAUCAAGGAGACGCUCACCUACGUGGCGCUUGACUUCAAGCAGGAGAUGGACAAAGCCACUUCUUCAUCUGAGCUGCACAAGAGUUACAAGCUUCCCGAUGGCCAAGUUGUCAAUGUCGGCAAUGAGAGGUUCCGAUGCCCCGAGCUGCUCUUCCGGCCCGACCUCCAUGGUAAGGAGUCUGCGAGUGUCCACCAAACAGUCUACGACAGCGUCCUGCUGUGCAGGGAGAAUAUCCAGAAUGAUCUAUUUUACAACAUCUUGCUGUCGGGCGGCAGCACCAUGUUCCCCGGCAUUGCCAAGAGAAUGCAGAAGGAGAUGAACGCCCUGGCCCCACCCAAUACUAAUAUCAAGGUAAUUGCUACCGCAGAGAGGAAGUACUCGGUUUGGAUCGGCGGCUCCUUGCUGGUCACGUUCCCCACCUUCCAGGAGCGCUGGGUGACCAAGGACGACUACAAUGAGUUUGGAGCCUCCGUUGUGCACCGCAAGUGCAAGUAGAACCAUCGAGUCAUAAAAACAGUCCAAAUUAUUACCGAUGUAUUUUUUUUAUUUUUUUUUACCGUUUACUGUCAAACUAAUCAAAUUUUGACUUCUCGCAAUAAUCCCAUUUCAUUGUAAAAA
Syngnathus acus (greater pipefish) is the source of this 1636-nucleotide messenger RNA. Its product is annotated as actin-like. The record is from RefSeq and is a predicted model, not a curated record. The coding region runs from base 332 to 1513 and encodes 393 amino acids. Lineage: Eukaryota; Metazoa; Chordata; Actinopteri; Syngnathiformes; Syngnathidae. The transcript is spliced from 8 exons.